AUAUUCAUGUAUUGUGUUUUUGAUCUCAGUCACAGUCUCGACUAUUGAAAUGUUGCUUUGGUUUCUUGGUGUAUGUCUCUGUCAUGCAGGUUUGCUGUCUGCAUAUAUUACCAGGGAUCUACCAACGGUAAACUCCAAAGUAUUAAGGCCAAUGGGGUUACCAGAUAUAAGAAUAGUUUCAACUUCAAAAGUAUGGGAUGAGAAAACAUUGGCCACAACAUACACUGUACAAUUUGAAGCACCUGACGAAGUAACAUUUGAUGCGGACGAGUUCCCUACAAAUGUAGUAAAGGAGAACAGUGGACAUGUAUUUGCAGUAAGUAUAGAUGUUCCGGUAAACAGAAAAGAUUCGAGUCCAAGAAUCAUUGCCAGGUCGGCCACUGAACACAUGACCGUUGUUUUUCAAACGUCAAAGGAAACGAAGAAUCUUCAGACAGAUCUUUAUUUAACAGGUUGUCAGUAUCAAAUAGUACAGAAUAUAACGCAGACGUCUCUCUCACAUGUUGAAAAGUAUCAAGCAAUAGUAACUGACUGUGAACGUGGGGCUUACGAAAUACACAAUUAUUUCAGGAUCGUUGUUAAUGGUUUAGACUCCAUUUCCGACGGAACACAUCCGGCGGAUAUUGACAAACAGUACACUGAUAAGUAUUUCAACGAAACAGACACAACCAGCAGAUACGAUAAAAAUUACAAAAAUGUGGAAACAGCUACUAUCAAUUUGUCGACAAUGGACGCUGAUAAUGUAGAACUAGCAGAAUUUGAAUUUAAUAUGCUUGCCUUAACUCAUAGACCUGACACCCUUAUCGGUUUAAUACGGCUUCAGUGGGGUGAAAACUUAUGAAGAAAUCAAUAAAAAUCUAAUG
Messenger RNA from Mytilus trossulus (common blue mussel), 863 nucleotides. RefSeq lists its product as uncharacterized. Lineage: Eukaryota; Metazoa; Mollusca; Bivalvia; Mytilida; Mytilidae. The record is from RefSeq and is a predicted model, not a curated record. The transcript has 3 exons. The coding region runs from base 50 to 841 and encodes 263 amino acids.